UGAGGACUUAUUACGGAAAUCAUAGCCUACAAAGCGAUAUUGAUGACACUUCAGAUGAGGAACUUUAAAUCUUCAAAAAACAUGGCUAUUUUUGUGAGUAAAAUCUACAUUUGAAUCUCUUCAUUUUAAUCAGCUCAAGUAUAUCUGGAAACUUUUCAGUGGAAACCUAGAACCAUUUCAUAUGAAAAUAUGUUUUUCAACAAAUGAGAAAAUGCUGAAUGCAUUUAAAUGUGCAAACUCUGUGCAGAAGAUGAAUCCCUAAUUUUGAAAGUUUUUGAGCUUUGAGCAUAAAGCAUGUGCAUGUAAAAUUGCAAUAUCAAUUGUAAACAAUAUUUGUGUUCAAGAUGAGGGAGUAAACAGCUAGUAACUUGCAGUAAAAACUUGAUAUUGCAUUCUGGAUAAUAUUUUAUUGCGGCAAUGAGUUGAUCGAAAUCUGACAAUGACAGUCUGGGUGAUUUUGAGAUGUCAACAACAAAACAGAAAUUUCGUGCAGCACGUUUUAAAUACACAAAUUUUCGAGUAUUCAAACGCUUUCUCACCACUUGCAAUUUUAUAAUCCUUCUAAGUGUGGUAAUUACUGUGUCCAUCAUUAUGACGAUACAAAAAAGUGAAAAUGAGGAAAUUUUUACCUCAAAGUUGGAUGAAUUCCAUGCUGCCACUCAGUUUAGACCUAGCAUUCAAUCCACUAUGAAACCUCAAAGUACUAAAAAACAAACGACUGCAGUUCAUGCUCAUAUCCAAACAGGGGAAAAAAUCAACAACGUAUCUAAAAUUACUCCUGAUAAAUUUCCCCAGACACCACCAAUGUUUUCUCCGAAAUUUGCAAUGCCCAUUAUCAAAAUCCGGUCCCACCCAAGACAUGUGAACAAGAGACUGAAGACAACAGAGGAACGAAUGAUUUCUCCUAAAAGGCUAAAAUAUAGAGAUUUUGUUGAUAAAAUGGCUCGGUCAAAAUCGUUUCCAUCAGAGAGUCCCCCUAAAAUGAACGACAAACAUGUUAGCACGGGUAUGAACGACUGGAUUAGGGCUAACAGUCCACGAGAUCAAACUAAGUUUCUUGUGUACUCGGCAUUCUGGGAUGAUAGGUUUGACGAAAACUAUGUACGAAUAAUGGCCAUAAUGGUGACUAAGAACCCUCCUCCUGUGUACUGUAAGCUGCAGAUGAUGGAUGGUACUUCACAAGAUGUUCGUGUGACUCGCAAAAUAAUGAACGAACACUGGAGACUCAAAUACGCAUCGUAUUUUCUUUCCUGUGUGGUUGCUAAAAAUGUUGAUCCACCAUUAAAAGUUUUGGUAUCGCUCCAGAGGAAUUUUACUUACUCGGCAAUGUUGCCUGUUCACCAAAAUAAAGAGAACAUAGUCUCUCCGAGAGGUGAGAUUGCUGUUUGUGUUAAGCCAUUUCAUUACUACUACGACAGAGCCACCUGGUUGCUGGAGUUUAUAGAACUACAUCGAAUUUUCGGAGUUGAACAUUUUUACUUCUACAACCAUUCCGUUGGUUCUAGUGUCGAUGCUCUUCUGCGGUACUACAUGACACAAAAUAUCGUGACCGUUCUACCGUGGAACUUACCAAUACGAUCCCAGAAAGAGGUUCGAACAGAAGGGAUAUUUUCUUCGCUGAAUGAUUGUGUAUUUCGAACAAUGUACUUAUUCCAUUAUGUUGUUAUGUUGGACUUCGAUGAAUACAUCAUUCCACGGGAGCACGACACUUACUUGGAGAUGAUCCAACAGCUGGAGGAAGACAACAAGAGAAUCCGUGGCAAGCCUGGCAGCUUUGUAUUCAAAAAUACAUUCUUCUACCUGUAUUGGGAAAACGACACCACAGCAUUUGGAGCGGAACCUGAAACCCCACCCCUGAUGGUACCGUACCUCAUAACGCAGUACAAAACUAGACGUCUAACAACGACUAUGAAAGUUGGCAGCCGCUCCAAGUACAUAAUUGUUCCUGAAAGGGUAAUUGAGGUUGGAAACCAUGUUGUUUGGAGACAUACCUCAGGAAGCAGAGCAAUUCCUGUACCGGAUACAGUGGCACUCCUGCAUCAUUACCGGAUUUGUGAGUUCGGCGGAUUUAGCUGUAUGAAGAAGGAAAGUCUCGUGGACAGGACAGCUCAGAGAUUUGCUCCGGAGCUUUUGAAGAGGGUUCUACGGCAGUGUCGCAUGGUGUACACUGAAUCAGAAGGGAAAUGUCCUCUAUCUCCUCCCUUAGGAUCACCCUGGUAGCACGCUAAAAAGAAGUGGUUACGACUGUGCUUUUUCGUCUGAGAUUGUAGGAAUAUAUUUUAAGUAAAAUU
Messenger RNA from Uloborus diversus, 2291 nucleotides. RefSeq names its product beta-1,4-galactosyltransferase galt-1-like. The record is from RefSeq and is a predicted model, not a curated record. The coding region runs from base 463 to 2220 and encodes 585 amino acids. The transcript is spliced from 3 exons. NCBI's taxonomy places the organism in Eukaryota, Metazoa, Arthropoda, Arachnida, Araneae, Uloboridae.